AGGGGCUGUGAGGGUCACUGGAUCGCGGGUUCCGCCGCCGCCCCGGGGUUCUGCCCCUCCGGGGUUCUGCCCCGCGGCGCCCCACCUUACGGGUUGCACCCCCUGGCCCGCACCCGUUCCCCCCAGGCCGCACGUCCCGGGAGGCGGCAGCCCGGGGGCAGCGGCCCUUCCCCGCCGCCGGUUGUGUUUACCCGCUCCUCCCGCUAACGGCCGCCGCGGGCCCGUCCCUAUAGCAACGCCGCCGGCUCGGCCAGCCCGAGCGGAGAAAGCGGCGUCCGGAGCGGCUCAGCCGGGACAAGCAGCUGAGACCAUGGGAGCAGCGUUGGCAAGAGCAGCUCAGUGGACUGCUGCUGGUUCUGGAAUGGGCACACUUGAAAUCACCCCGUUGAAUGAAUCUAUUUUAAAUCAAAUUAUUAAGUUUACGGAGGACUUCAGCACUAAACAUCCUCAGGAAGCAGCCUUUGUCUUCAGAGAGCCCCUUGAGUGGAAAACGCAACUGAGCUGUUCAGUAUUUGGAGAGGGUUAUGAGAUCAAGGGAGCAACUGUUCAAUCUGAAGCCAAAGGUAAAGAUGACCAACCAUUGCUUCUCCUCACUGAAUCAACCCUCAGAGUUCGCAGUUUUGACCAGCUGUCCCAUUUGCUACAAAUUGCUGUGGAAAAAAGCUUAAAGGAAGCACGGGCAUGCCUUGAAGCUAACAGAGAUCCUAUAGUGAAAAUUCUUGGCCCUGAAUAUGGGACUGUUGAAGGAGAAGAUAUGUCCAUGUUGCGCUUACUUGACAAAGUGAAAAAAGAUGAUGACCCUGAAACAGAGAUGAAAAUGAAAAUCUUUAUUCUUCUUCGUCAGCUGGAUUUGCAACUGCUUAGUAGUUCUUUGAAACACAUUUCACAAAAUGUCAGACUAAAUCCAGCUGCAGUAAAUAAUGAAGUGAAUCUUCUCAAGAAUUUCUCUGGGAAAGGAGAAGAUACAGUACUGGAAUCACUGGAAUAUACAUCAGAUUACGUGUUCUCUAAUGGAUGCCGAGCUCCUCCCUGGAGACAAGUGCAUGGAGAAAUUUGUUAUUUAGUCAUCAAACCACAUGACACUGAUCCUUUGUAUAUCACUUGCAGCACAGCAGGAGUGUUUUUAAAUGGAGGUCAGUUAGAGGGUGAAGAUAACAUUGACUAUGAAAGAAAAAGUGAUGUAUAUAAAGAUAUUGUCACAUUUUUAAGGGAGAGAUCACCUCGAUUUGUAGAAAAUAUGGCUAAACAGGAAUAUAAUUUUUUUAAAAAACCAACAAAUGAGAAGGAUUAUCAGCAUAUGAAAGUAGUUGAUGCUGAGGUCUCUGGCCAAUCUCAGAACCUUCAUGAUUUCACAGAAAAGGAUGUACAUGAGAAAGUGAAAAGUUCUGCAGCAAGACGGAGACCCAAUGACAAGAAGAAAUUGGAACCAUCUACGAAGUGGAAGAAUACUGCGCUUUCUGCUUCCCACAGAUAAAAACCUUUAAGUGACAAGGCCGCAAAAAGAGGCACUAAAGUAGAAGAAGGGAGAAGUAGUACCGUGACUCCAAAAACCAAAAAGAAAGUCAGCUGCGUUUCUACUGAAUCCGUUAGAAUGCAACCAGCUUCAAGACGUAAAACAUCAGGCAUGUCUGAAGAUGUUAGUGAAAGUUCAUCAGAGACUGAUGAAGAUGAAGAACAACCUGUGUGUCGUCAGGAAGGAGACACCGAUUUGUCAGCAGAAUACUGGGGAAUUCAAAAACUUGUAAAAUAUUUAAAGGGAGGUGAUCCAACAGUGACUGUAAUUGCAUUGUGUUCAAUGAGAGAUUUCAAUCUGGCUCAAGAAGCUUGUCAGAUGGCCAUCAGAGACAUUGGAUGUCUUGAAGUGUUAAUUAAUUUACUUGAUACAGAAGAAAUUAAAUGUCAGAUUGCUUCAUUAAAAAUCCUGAAGGAAAUUAGUCAGAACACACAGAUCAGACAUGCAAUUGCAGAUCUUGGGGGCUUAGAGAUCAUGGUGCAAAUACUGGACUCUCCAGAUAGAGAUCUAAAAUGUUUGGCAGCUGAAACAAUUGCUAACAUUGCUCAAUUCAAACGUGCACGAAGGACAGUAAGGCAGCAGGGAGGAAUCAAGAGAUUGGUUGGGCUGUUGGAAUGUAUUUCAGUGGGAUCAACCAGUCUAACAUCAUAUCAAGCAAAAGAUACUGAAAUAGCACGCUGUGGAGCUUUGGCACUCUGGAGCUGCAGCAGAAGCGUCAAAAAUAAAGAAGCAAUCCGUAAAGCUGGUGGCAUUCCAUUAUUAGCUAGAUGGCUUAAAUGUUCAGAUGCAAACAUCGUAAUCCCAGUAGUGGGGACACUAGAAGAAUGUGCCUCAGAGCCAAGUUACAGACUUGCAAUAAGGACAGAAGGAAUGAUUGAGUACCUUGUGAAAAAUCUGAGCAGUGAACAUGAGGAGCUUCAGAUGCACAGUGCAAGUGCCAUAUUUAAGUGUGGAGAAGAUAAAGAAACUCGUGACCUGGUUAGACAGCAUGGAGGUCUACAGCCACUAUCUGUUCUGCUUGGUAACUCUGAAAACAAACAACUUUUAGCAGCUGUGACAGGAGCAAUCUGGAAAUGUGCAAUCAGUGAAGAAAAUGUGUCAAAAUUUCGGGAAUAUAAAGUCGUAGAAGCUUUGGUAGGACUGCUGACUGACCAGCCUGAAGAAGUUCUUGUAAAUGUUAUCGGAGCACUGGGAGAAUGUUGCCAAGAACCAGUAAAUCGAAGUACUAUCCGUAGAUGUGGUGGAAUACCACCUUUAGUGCAGUUACUUUCUGGAACUAAUCAGGCACUACUUGUGAAUGUCAACAAAGUAUUGGGAGCUUGUGCAACAGAACCUGAUGCUAUGAUCAUAAUUGACCAUCUAGAUGGAGUUCGUUUGAUAUGGUCAUUGCUGAAAAAUCCUAAUCCAGAUGUUCAAGCAACUGCAGCUUGGGCUAUUUGUCCUUGCAUUGAAAAUGCUAAGGAUGCUGGGGAAAUGGUUCGAUCCUUUGUUGGUGGCUUGGAACUGAUCGUCAAUUUGCUAAAGUCAAAUAAUAAAGAAGUUUUAGCAAGUGUAUGUGCGGCCAUUACAAACAUAGCUAAAGAUGAAGAAAAUUUAGCUGUUUUAACGGAUCAUGGAGUCGUUCCCCUGUUAUCCAAACUAGCAAACACGACCAAUAACAAAUUAAGACGUCACUUAGCCGAGGCCAUUUCCCGCUGUUGCAUGUGGGGGAGCAACAGAGUGACCUUUGGAGAGAGCAAGGCUGUAGCUCCUUUAGUCCGUUACUUGAAGUCAAAUGAUCCAGCGGUUCAUAGAGCUACAGCUCAGGCUUUAUAUGAACUUUCAGAAGAUCCCAACAACUGUAUCACCAUGCAUGAAAAUGGAGUGGUGAAGCUCUUGCUGGCCAUGGUGGGCUCCACAGACGAAACUCUGCAGGAGGCAGCAGCUGGUUGCAUAGCAAACAUUCGCAGAUUGGCUCUUGCAACAGAAAAAGCAAAGUAUGGCUGAUGCUUCCGCAGCUUUUACCAACACACUUGUUUUGCAAUACAGCUACAUUUAAAUAUAUGAUUACUCCUUCUAGCAUCUGUAUUCCAUAGCAGAGCUCAUUCAUAUGAGGAUAACUUGAUAACAAAAAUAAAUCCGUGGAAAAUUAUGUUUGUUUUUACAUUAUUGGUUUGUCACACCUCGUAAGACACCUAGUUUUGUGUGUGUUUUAGUAUUAUAUCUUUCAAAAGACUAGCAGUUAAGAUAUGUUGAAGACUUUUUCUACAAUUAAUAUGCUUGUACUUGAAAUUCAUUGUAGAAAUAAAUGGUUUUGCAUACCUAUGACAUUGCAAUAAAUUUUCCUUCACUGUG
This is a messenger RNA of Columba livia (rock pigeon), 3847 nucleotides long. It is a transcript of the gene ODAD2, whose product is annotated as outer dynein arm docking complex subunit 2. Lineage: Eukaryota; Metazoa; Chordata; Aves; Columbiformes; Columbidae. Gene Ontology annotation, molecular function: protein binding. The transcript has 20 exons. The record is from RefSeq and is a predicted model, not a curated record.